GUCAGCGCGCUGCGCCGCCCUGCCGGUUGCGGUUGCGGCUGGGAGGAGGCGGGAGGUGGAGCCGCCGGGGCCGGGAUCAUGCCAGCCCGCGAGAGGUAUUCUGGGCAGCAGAGGCCGCUGGGCUGGGGAUGAAAGAAGCAGGGCAGAUGCAAAGUCUGGAGAGCGCGGGGGCCGGGCGCUCAGUCAGCACGCAGACUGGCAGCAUGACGGGUCAAAUACCAAGGCUUUCUAAAGUGAACCUUUUCACUCUACUCAGUCUCUGGAUGGAGCUCUUCCCAACAGCGAAAGCCCAACGACAGAAAUCUCAGGAAAAGGAAGAGGAAAAGCAUGGACCCUUAGGAGAUAAUGAAGAGAUGUCCAGAAUACCUACUGACAAAAAACAGGUGAAGAGAACUGGUCUUGUGGUGGUGAAAAACACGAAAAUUGUUGGUCUCCACUGUUCUAGUGAAGAUUUACACGCUGGGAAAAUUGCUCUCAUAAAACAUGGGGCAAGGCUGAAAAACUGUGAUCUUUAUUUUUCCAGGAAACCAUGUUCUGCUUGUCUGAAAAUGAUUGUUAAUGCUGGAGUUAACCGAAUUUCAUACUGGCCAGCUGAUCCAGAAAUAAGUUUGCUUACUGAGCCUUCUAGUUCUGAAGAUGCAAAGUUAGAUGCCAAAGCGGUGGAAAGAUUGAAGUCAAACAGUCGGGCCCAUGUGUGUGUCUUACUUCAGCCUUUGGUGUGUUAUAUGGUGCAGUUUGUAGAGGAGACCUCUUACAAAUGUGACUUUAUUCAAAAAAUUGCAAAAACAUUGCCGGAUGCUAACGUUGACUUUUAUUCUGAAUGUAAACAAGAAAGAAUAAAAGAAUAUGAAAUGUUAUUUUUGGUUUCAAAUGAAGAAAUGCAUAAGCAAAUACUGAUGACAAUAGGUUUGGAGAACCUAUGUGAAAAUCCAUACUUUAGCAAUCUGAGGCAAAACAUGAAAGACCUUAUCCUACUCUUGGCCACAGUAGCUUCCAGUGUGCCCAACUUUAAGCACUACGGAUUUUAUUGUGGUAAUACCGAACAGAUUAAUGAAACUCACAAUCAAAGUUUGCCACAAGAAAUUGCAAGGCACUGCAUGGUUCAGGCCAGGUUAUUGGCAUAUCGAACUGAGGAUCAUAAAACUGGAGUUGGAGCAGUCAUUUGGGCUGAAGGAAAAUCUAGAAGUUGUGAUGGAACAGGCUCGAUGUACUUCAUAGGAUGUGGCUAUAAUGCUUUCCCUGUUGGGUCCGAGUAUGCCGACUUCCCCCACAUGGAUGACAAGCAGAAAGACAGGGAAAUAAGGAAAUUCAGAUACAUUGUACACGCGGAGCAGAAUGCCUUGACAUUCAGAUGUCAAGAAAUAAAACCAGAAGAAAGAAGCAUGAUUUUUGUCACCAAGUGCCCGUGUGAUGAGUGUGUGCCUUUAAUUAAAGGUGCCGGCAUAAAACAAAUCUAUGCCGGGGAUGUAGAUGUUGGAAAGAAGAAGGCAGACAUCUCUUACAUGAGAUUUGGGGAACUUGAGGGUGUUAGUAAGUUUACAUGGCAGCUGAAUCCAUCAGGAGCUUGUGUCAGUGAACAAAAUGAGCCUGGAAGCAAAGAGAAUGGUGUGAUGAGACCCUUACCGCCCGGUGAAGAACAACACCAAAACAAAAAGCUGUGUCUUGGAAACCACUAACAAGUCCUGUUGAAACUGGAGUGAGGCCUCAAGAAUUUUUAUUGCACUUUUAAAAUUCAGCCUUGUUAACUCAGAAAAUAAGGAUGGAUUUUGUGAAUAACUGAAAAAAAAAAACAUUGUAAAGAAGCUAAUUUAUUACUACCCUAUGAAUGAUGUUAAUGAGAAUAUUUUUCUUUUAGAUUUGUGUGUUUUUCAGAAUAUAGUGGUGUGUUCUUUUAUUACAUUAAAUGAGGUAGCAAUGAUUUAAUGAGACAAAUUUGAUCAACUUGUAGAGGUUAAUUUCUCCUUGUCAUAGCUUUAUAUUAGCCAGUUUCUUGAAAGGGGCUGGUUCACUGGAGGUCACCUCCCAGCAGAGAAUUAAACACCUUUUAAAAAAUAUUAAUUCCUUCAGAUUUUGAAGGUGAUAAUUAGUAACCUGCUCCAAAGAAAUAAAUGAUGACCUGGCCAUUUUUAAGUCAUUGUAUGGCUCACCAAAAGUUCACAUUUAUACCUUGAGCUUUUUAAUAAUCAGAAUUUAAUUAGGAUUGAAUUGUAAAAAAAUGAAGGUGGCAUAGCCAGUCCCCAUUAUUAAAGUAUAUUCCUGACAAUGUUACUGAUUUUUUAAAAAACCUUCCAGUAUGUAGAAGUCACAAUGAUUUGUUGAACUGGCGUGUUAAGUCACUGAUUUAGGCAGCAGUAGGAAGAGAAUAUUAUUAAGAGUGAAGAAAUAUUUCAGUCUGGAAUAUUGAAACCAGCCUUUGUUGAAUUCCAUUCAUAAAUGCUGCCCAUUUUCCCCUCCAUACAGUUAACAGAGUGUCUUGUAGCUUUCAGUGGAAGAUCUUUUAAAAAUAUCCUUGAACAAAAAAAAAAAAAAAAAAUAUCCGUGAACCUUAAGAAUACUGAAGAUCUUGACAGUAAACAUAUGGUCAGUUCACUUACAUUCCCAAAUUGCUCUUUGUGAGGCCUCUCAUUUUCAUUCGCUGAGAAACUUUCAGAGAAUAGUCCAAAGAUGAAGGUAUGUGUUUUGCACUUUCCUAGAAUUAGGGAGGGAAUGCACAGCCCAUGGCCCACAGGACAGGGUGUGACAUCCCGAGGAGCACCUGACUUGGCUGUAGAGAGAUCUGCUGUUGUCCCCAACUCUUCCACAGCACCCCGUGGCCUCACAAGGUCCCCCACCAGUGUCUCAGAAUUGUACACAGGACAAUCCAAAUAUUGACCCAUGUCCCUAUUUGUACAGCAGCCUGCUUAGGUCCGCUGGGAGUUCGAGGUCAUCAUACCAGGCAGUUGAGAAUUGCCAUAAAUAUUGAGAGAGGAGGAAAGAUACCCUUAGAUAGAUCUAAGGCUAAUUUGAAAACUUGUAGUUAAGGUAUUCUAAAAUCUUUAUCAGGAUGUAAAUAACUGAGAUUUGCUCACAUCCUCCCAAAUGCUUUGAUAUAUAAUAUAUACAAGCUUAGAUUCAUAUUAGAAUCAUUGUUUUUUUACUAAUAUGUCAUCCACAUCAAAUAUUUUAUAAAUCAAUCAGCAAAUAUUUUGUAAAGACCCAAAAGCCUGGUGUACUGUCAGGUUUAUGGAUUUGUGUGUUGGAUGUUGAGGGGGGUAUCAGAAGGGAGAAACAAAAUAGGAAAAACUAGGAUUAGGAAAUGGGAAAAUUUAUAUUUCUAAGCACUAUAAAAAUUUUCAUGAUGAUGCCAUAUUUCCUUCUUUACAACUGGUCAGUUUUCUGCAUUUAUUGAGAAUUUCCUAUGUAAUACCAGAGGAAAGCUCUAUGAGGGCAGGAAUAUAUAUAUAACAUAUGUACAUAUACAUAUAUUCACACACAUGCAUAUUUACAUACAUAUAUUUAUAUACGCAUAUACAUAUAAUUGUAUGUUUAUAAAUUUUUUAUGUAUAAAAUAUAUAAAUUUUUUAAGCUGAUGAAUCCAGUGCCUACAAUAGUGCCAGGCACAUAACACAUUCAAUGAGUAUUUGUUGAUUGAGUAAAUGACUGCUGGACACUGGCUAGACCCUGGAAAUGAGAUGUAUAAGAAAUGCUCCCUCAUCUCAAGGAGCUCACAGUCUCGUGGAAUGUGGAAUGGAGUAAUUGAGACUGACUCUCAGAGUGGGGGUCCUGGACCGGCAGCAUUGGCAUCACCUGGGAGCUUGUUAGACAUGAGAUUCUUAAUGUCCACUGAGAUCUAUUGAAUCAGAAACUGGGUGUGGGGCCCAGCAAGCUGUUCUCACAGUUCUGCAGGUGCUUCUGGUUGACCUUGCAGGUUGAGAACCACCUUGUGAAUGUAACUAUAGGAAGCUUCUGAAAUAUGUAAUUAAAACUAAUAGAAAUAAGAAGGAUGACUCUGUAUUGCAAAGAAACUAGGAUGUGUUUUUAGCUGAGAAAAGGUAUGAGGCAUGGAGAUGUAUUUUAGUUAAGGGAAAAGAAAGUAAAUUUUGUCCUAAAGUAAAGCUGGUUAUUUCAGAAUGGUCAUUACAGAAUGAAAAAGAGAAAAAUAAAGGACAAGCUAAGAACACAGAAGUUUGGGAAAAGAAAAAAGAAAGAGGAAGGAAGGAGGGAAGGAAAAGAAAGAAAACUUUACCUUUUGUAGUCAUGUUGGCUAUAAAUUGAAUUGUUAUAAGGGUUUUUAAAAAUAAUAAACUUGUUUUUUGUUUUAA
Messenger RNA from Canis lupus familiaris (dog), 4301 nucleotides. RefSeq names its product cytidine and dCMP deaminase domain containing 1 (gene CDADC1). The coding region runs from base 129 to 1676 and encodes 515 amino acids. Lineage: Eukaryota; Metazoa; Chordata; Mammalia; Carnivora; Canidae. Gene Ontology annotation, biological process: dTMP biosynthetic process; dUMP biosynthetic process. The record is from RefSeq and is a predicted model, not a curated record. The transcript is spliced from 10 exons. Gene Ontology annotation, cellular component: cytoplasm. Gene Ontology annotation, molecular function: zinc ion binding; dCMP deaminase activity.